Messenger RNA from Stegostoma tigrinum, 7667 nucleotides. RefSeq names its product zinc finger protein 239-like. Gene Ontology annotation, cellular component: nucleus. The transcript is spliced from 2 exons. Gene Ontology annotation, biological process: regulation of transcription by RNA polymerase II. The record is from RefSeq and is a predicted model, not a curated record. NCBI's taxonomy places the organism in Eukaryota, Metazoa, Chordata, Chondrichthyes, Orectolobiformes, Stegostomatidae. The coding region runs from base 517 to 1221 and encodes 234 amino acids. Gene Ontology annotation, molecular function: RNA polymerase II transcription regulatory region sequence-specific DNA binding; DNA-binding transcription factor activity, RNA polymerase II-specific.
UCUCUCCUCUUCCAGAGCUGAUUCACUUCCUGUAGGGACUGAAAACCAAGUGAGGAGAUGAAGAAUUGUACUGUACUACACCAGAGAAUCAGAGAGGAUGGGCACCAUAGAUAGAUCUUGACUAUCACCCAAGGAACAACUACACAACUGUGGAAAGACAUCCAGUCCCUUCACAGCAUUACUCAAUGCAGAGAAGGUUGGGCAGUGAAACUAUCGUCCGGAAAUCAGUCAGUUCAGAGGAGCAUAUCAUUAGAUUUGAAACUGGUCAGUGGUGUGCAUCCUUUCAUCCAAACCAACCUUUCUGAAGGUUCGGCUGUGAGAGAUCAGUCUUUGUGAUGCUGGGAAGAAGUGAGAGCAGGCUUCAGGUGUGGUAAGAACUUCAUUCAUUCAUCAAGUCUCAUGAAAUACUGAUUCAUUCCUACAGGUAAGAGGCUGUUCAACUGUUGGGUUUGUGAGGAGAGUUACACAGAUUCAUCAGCUCCCCCAGCAACAGGGAGUCACUGUUAAUACAGCUGCAUGGAAGAGAAACCUUUCAAGUGUGAAUUGUGCAACAAAUCAUUCUGGUGCUCAUCAGACUUUCUUGUGCACCAACGCAUUCACACAGGGGAGAAACCAUUUACCUGUGACGUGUGUAAGAAAUCAUUCUCUCAGUCAGCGACGUUACGUGUUCACCAACGCAUUCAUACAGGGGAAAAACCAUUUACGUGUGAGGUGUGUGACAAAUCAUUCACGCAGUUAUCAAGCCUCCGGGUCCACCAAACAAUCCAUACAGGGGAGAAACUCUUCAAGUGUGAAGUUUGUGAAAAAGCAUUUGCAACAUCUACAAGGCUCCUGGAACACCAGAGCGUCCACACAGGGGAGAAACCCUUCAGGUGUCAGGUGUGUAACAAAUCAUUCUCACGCUCAACUCAUUUCCGUACACAUCAACGCAUUCACACUGGAGAGAAACCAUUCACCUGCCAAGUGUGUAACAAAUCAUUCUCACGGUCUUCGAACCUCCUUGAACACCAACGCCUUCACACUGGGGAGAAGACUUUCAAAUGUGAGGUGUGUAAUAAGAGUUUUGCACAAUUGUCAGGCCUUGUGAAACACCGGCACACUCACACAGGAGAGAAGAAAAUAUUCACGUGUGACGUGUGUAAUGAGGAGUUUGAACAAUUGUGGGGAAUGUUGGAUCACCGUCGCAUUCACACAGUUGGGGAAACCAAAUCAGGUGUGUGACUGAGUAUUCACACAGUCAGCGAUACUCAAGAAACACAGACACAACCACACUGAGAAAGGGUUUGUGCUAGGCUGUGUGGCAAAUGCUUCAUAAGGCCAAAAUUACUGACCAGGGAGAAACCAUUGAAAUGUGAGGUAUAUAGCCAUGAUUACACACUGUCAGUGACAAUGACGUGUCCAACUAGUGCAGGGUGUUUAAUGAAGGCUAUGUACAAUCAUUGGGCCUGAUGUAUCACAAACGUAUCCCUGCUGGGGAAAAACUUGAUGUGUGAACUCUGUGACAUUUUCUUCACACAUUUGUGAAAGCUCCUGCUCCCUCAGAGAAUCUCCAUGGCGGAGUGACUGUGCAAUCCUUGACUCUUGCACCACCAGAAGGUUCGGGAAGAUGAACUAUUCUGGUGUGAAGCUAAUAACAAGAUAUUUAUCAUCUGAUCUCCAAAAAUACCACUGGAUCCAGACUGGUCUAAAAUACGUGACAAGGCUGUUACACAGUGUAUUCCGAUCCAUCAAUGCAUUUGCAUAAGGGAGAAACCCUGUCUGUGUGAGUGCUGUAAUAAAGGAUUCAAUUAUUGGACCUCAUAGAACAUCAGCGAAUCCACACGGGAGACAAACCCUUCCAGUGUGAAGUGUGUCCACUGUUUCACAUUAUUGUUCUCCUCCUGUCAUUGGACACCAUGUCUGCAUAUGGACUCGAAGCUGGGUCACCUGCCUCUAUUGCUCUGAGAGCUGUCUGUAUUGUUUACCCUCUGUGCUCACAAAGGGGAGCUAUCAUUCCAAAGUUUUGUCUAUGUCGACAAUAUCUAUCUCAAACCUCUCCCACCAUUGGUCCUAUUGUUUCAAAAAAAGUGUAACCUUUGACCUGAAUACCAAACAUCACCAGAAGACAUCAAUAUGUACAAAAGCUCCUGUGUAAAUAUGGCAUCCUUUCAGUGCUGUGUCAGGAACGAGUCACUCACUGACUCUCACUCUGACCAAGAAGACAAUCAGAUACUCAGUGGUUCGAAAGACUUCAGCUUCUGAUCAACCAGCACAUGCAGUCAGGGGAGGAGCCAUUCUUGGGGCAGUAAUAGAGGUACAUCAAUUAGCCUCAAUGUCUUUGGUCAAUGGAGGAGGAGAAUCAACCAGGAACCCUAUUCCUCACCAGUGAGUCCAGCUGGGGAGUCAGGGGGAGGGCAGGAUGUGCCUCAGCUGUGACAGUCUCCAUUGUUUCACAACAUUCAAUGUUUAGCUCUCCACAUGGUGAAUGGGCACUCAGAGCACUAAAGGCCAAUCAAAAUCCACAGUCUGCCCUCUGGGUCAGUAUCUUGAAGACUGAAGAGUGAAAGGACAACAACUUGCAUAUAUUUAGCGCCUUAAUAUAAUAAAACAUCCCAAAGUAUAUCCUAGAAAUGUAAUCAGAUAGAAAUUAAAAUAGCAGAGACAAAGGAGUGCUAAGAAAGGGAUUAACAAAAAUUUGGUCAAACCGAUGGGUUUAACAAGGGUCCUCAAUAAACGGACAGAGGUAUUGAUGCAGAGAGGUUUAAAGAAGGUAUCCUGAAGAAUACUUAAUGUCCAAGGAGCAUCUGUUCCAAGCACUGUUAACAUGGGUGGGGGAGAAGAGAAACCCUUCAAAUAAGAUUUACAUUCAAGCUUUCAUUAUGUCUUUGAGCCUCCUGGGACACAGAGGAAUUAUACAGAUGUGUGAGGCGUAUGACUGAUUCUUCAACCCUUGUACUCCUUCUUGCCUUCUCCCCAUGGUACAUUCAUUCUUUGCAGUUCUCUCUUGAAUGCUCAAUCGAGCCUGUCUCCACCACUCUUGGGCCUAAUGUUCCAGACCCCAACUGCUCACUAUAUGAAUUUUUUUUUCUGAUGUCAUUACUACCGCUUUUGCCAAUUACCUUAAGCUUGUGUCCCGUCAGUCUUGAUCCUUGCAUGAGUAGGAUCAGUUUUUUCCUGUUUGCUCUGUCCAGACUUCUCAUAAUUUUGAAAACUUUUAUCAAAUAUGCAAUCAGUCCUCUCUUCUCCAGUGAAAACAGUCCCUUUUCUGCAAUCUUAUUCUAUAACAGAAGUUUGUCAUUCCUGAAGCCAUUCUUGUGAAUCUUCAUUCCACUAUCGCGAAUAUAUAAAGCCUAGUCCAGAACUGGACACACUCCAGCUCAGGCUAAGACAAUGUUUAAUGUGGGUUUUGUAGAUAACUAUCUUGCUUUUGUAGUCUGUGCCCUUGUUGAUAACUCCUGGGAUGCCAUUUGCUUCAUUAACUACUUUCUCAAACUCUCUGGCAACGUUCAUUGAUGUUGCACAGCUUCACCGAGGGGCUUCUGCUCCUCUAGCCUUUUAGAAUUGUACCUUUACAUUAGGUUGUUUUUCUGUGUUCUCUGUACCGAAACAAAUCACUUCACAUUUUUGUGCAUUAAAUUUGAUCUCCUAUCUCUCUUCCCAUUUCACAUACCUGUUUAUCUCCUUAAGAAAUUCUGCAUCUUCCUUGUCACAGUUCACAAGACCCCCGAAUUUAGUGUAAAUGUUGUUAUUAUGCUGUGUACACCAAGAUCUAGGUAAUUAAUUAUAUCUAAGGAAGAACCAUGUCGCUUAGCACCUAACCCUGAAGAACAUCACUAUAAACCUUUCUUCAGCUUGAGAAACAUCCAUUCAUCACUUCCUCACUAGUCCUUGUCACUCAGAUCAUGUUGUAACCAUGAAGCUACUUGACCUUUGCUUCACUUUACUCUCAAAGCUGCGUGGGGCAUGUUAUCAAAUGCCUUUUGGAUGUUGAUAUGCACCACAUUAUCCAGGCUUGGGCUGACAUAUGGCAAGUAACAUUUGCACCACAAGAAGGCCAGGCAAUGACCAUCUGUAAUAAGAGACCAUUUAAUCAAUCCCCCUUGACAUUCAAUGUUAGCAUCACUGAAUCCCCUACUAUCAUAUCCUUGGAGUUACCACUGACCAGAAACUCAACUGGUUACAUAAUACAUUGCCACAUAAACACGGUGGCUACAGGAGCAGGUCAGAUGCUAGGAAUAUUGCAGUGAGUAACUCACCAAAUGAAUCCCCAAAGCUUGUCCACCAUCUGCAAGGUAUAAGUCAGGCAUGUGAUGAAGUACUUCCCAAUUGCCUGGAUGGGUGCGGUUCCAAUAACACUCAAGAAGCAUAACACCAUGGAUCAUCAAGCCUUUCUGCUGCAUCAUCAGAAAACUUCUGGAGGUUAGUUAAAUAUUCGUUGUUCUUUAUAGAUCUGUUGUAUCUUUCCUUAGUUAACUCACAUUUGCCCAAGUGACUUAUUUUGUCCUGAUUUAUUGUUUCUAGAAGCUUUACACCCACUAAUGUUAAUUGCUGCAUCUAUCUUUAAACCUUAUUUGAACAGGGUGUAGUAUUUGCAGUUCUUCCAUUCUCCUGCUCCACUUCCAAUUCUCAGGAAGACUGGAAAGUUAUGGCCAGUGCCUCCAUAAUUCUUACUCCAACCAAGUAAUCUCUUCUUUAAAAGGCAGUCCAUUGUUCAUUUACCAUUUCACCUGACAACCUUUUAAUCCAAUUUAUCUGGCCAAAUCUGUUCCUUACCCAACUGCUGUUGGUUUUCCCCAGUUCAUUAUUCUUGUUCAUUAUUGUUCCUUGUCCUUCUCAAUCCCCACACCUAAACCUUCUGAUACAAUGAUCACUGUCCCCUCAGUAUACUCCUCCUGACACUUGUACCCACUCGGUGACAUCCUCGAUCCUGGUAUUAGCAAGGUUACAUACAAUCCUGGAUUCAUGUCUCCAGCCACAGAAACAUUUGUCUAUUCUUGGAACUAUUGAGUCUCUUACUGCUCUUCCAGUCUUCAGUGUACCUCCCUGUACAGUUAAGCCGACUGUGAUGCUGUGGACUCCCGGAUCACCCACCUCUUUCAUCAGGAUUUGGAGCUCAGUACUGGCUAGAAAGUGAGAAACAUUCAGAGGUCUUGCAAUACUUGCCUUCCUCUCACUUCCUAAACUGACCCCUUAACAGCCUUGUUCCAAUUUUAGUGCAAUGGCCACUGUGCUUGUAAGGGUAUCCAACUCCCAGGAAUAGAGAAGGGGUAGAAACAGACCUGUUGUGAUAUGAAUUAUAGACAGAUCCUCCUCAGGUAAUGGGUGUUUGACUAAUACCAUUGUGAAUGUUUGUACUCUCCUGUCAUGAAAACUCCUGAGUAUUCAUGAGUGAGGAAGUGAGGAUGAGACUGUACAGAUCUCCGAGUAUCCUCAGCCCAUAAAAAGCUUGAUGUUGUCACAAUGUGGUAUGUUCACCUUACACCGUUCUGAGGUUCAUUUCAUGAUCUGAGAAAGAUGUUGAGUCAUUUUCAAGUGCUUUGAUGUUUUAGCUUCAUUCUAAAUUUGGUGUAAGCUAAAUGUUGUGGUGACAUUCCUCAGUUGUUUUAUCUCACAAUAAAUUCACUGCUUAGCGUAAGCCAAGAAAUUUAAUAUCUUAGCCUGGUGUUUUGUUUUCCACAGAAACAAUUAGGAUCCUAUGUAAGAGUCUGAUAUACAAUAUAUUGGUCAACGUCAUUAUGAACAGGGACAUUUUGUCUAUCCAGGGGUUUAUAAUUUCAAAAUAUACAGCAUAGAGCAUGGAAACAGACCCUUCAGUCCAACCAGUCCAUGCUGACCAAAACCCCAAAAUAAACUAGUCCCGCCUAUCUACACUUGGCCCAUAUCUCUCCAAGCCUUUCUUAUUCAUGUACUUACCCAAAUUUUAUUAUUGCUUUUUUUGAAUAUUAAAGAUCCAAAAAAAAGUAAAAAUCUUAAACUACAGAAACGUAAUAAUAAAAACAAUAGUAAAGUUAGAAGUAAGCCUGCAAUCUCAGCAGCAUCUGCAAUAUCCACACUACUCUCAGUCUACCGUUUUUCGUCAAGCAUCCAUAUCCCUUAAAGAAAGACUUGCAUAUGUCAACUUUCACAACCUUAGGGUGUCAAAAAUCAUUUCACAGCCAAUGAAGUUAAGGGUUUGUAAGUAACUGAUUCCAUAAAUCUUAUGUUCCCAGAAACAGCGGCAUAUCAGCCUCAGUGCUCUUGUCUCUACAGAGAGUCAAGAAACUACAGCUUUCUAACUCAGAGACAAAAAUGCAAACUAAACCAUAACCAGCCUUCAGUUGCACAAACAGCCUUUACCAGCACCCUCCGUCUCCUUCCACUACACCAAUUUUCUAACUUGCAAAAUUACCUUGGAUCCCAUGUGCUUUUACCACCUUUCAUCAUUCUCCCAUGUGGGACCUUGUCAAAGGCUUUGCUGAAAUCAUAUAAACGACAUCAGCUGCAAAGCCCUGAUCAACAUACUUGGACACCUCCUUGAAAGAUUCAGCCAGAUUUGUUAGGCAUGACCUACUUCUGACAAAGCAGUGGUAUCUACCCAUGAUAAACCUUUCUUCAUUUGGCAUAAAAUGGAUAUGAAAUAAGUGACUCAUACUGGUGUUGAAGGAAGAGGUUUUGAUGAACCGUUGCAAAGCACAUAAGUAAUCUUGAGGAUUUGGCAUGUUUUAGAAAUGAGCAAAUGGUGACCAACACGUUGUUGAAGACUGAAAAAGUAGAAUCAGUGUAAAUGAGCCAGAAAUAGCAAAACUGAUUCUAAAGCUUUCAUAAAUAAGGAAGAGAGAGGCUGAGGUAAAUGUUUUGGUCACACAAGCCAGAAGCAUAAGUAAUUGUCAUGAGGAAUGAAAAAUAAUUUGUUACAUAUCUAUAAUAGAUUGCAAUCAAGGGUCGAGUAAGAAUGAGAAAUUCCAAUUUUUUUUCUGCUCCUGCUAUUUACUUUUGGAUAAACUUGAGAGAAAAAGCUGGUGAAUUUCUAUGACAUGAUUCUCUAUAAUAGUGCAUCAAUUACAAGAUAUUUAGGUCCAAAGAAUAAAUUAUUGAAUAUUCCAGAGAAACGCUGCACUCGUUUUAUCUUGAAAUCAGUAUGACUUGUCAAUCAUAUCUAUCAAAAUUUGAAUGCACGCCUGUGAAUUGUGGCUGCUGAAGUUUUUAAUAAAAAGAUAUUCUACUGCCACAGAAGUUCAUUAAAUAUGUUUUCUGCUUCUCCUCCAACAUUGAUUACUAUUAUUGGGUUGCAACUCUUCAUAUAUUGGCCUAAAUAGAUAUUAUAAAAUUGGAAAGAGUGCAGAAAAGAUUUAUAAAGAUGUUACUGGGGCUGGAGGGUUUGAGUUGUAAGGAGUGGCUGGAUAGGUUGGGACUUUUUUUGCUGGAGUGUCGGAGGUUGAGGAGUGACCGCAUAGAGAUUUAUAAGAUCAUGAGGAAUAUAGAUAAGGUGAAUGGCAAAUCUCUUUUCCCGAGGGUAGGGGAAAAUUUUAAGUUGAGAGGAGAAAGAUUUAAAAGGGGCAAUGUGUUCACGCAUAGGGUGAUUGGUACGUGGAAUGAACUGCCAGAGGAAAUGGUAGCUGGAGAUAUAGUUCCAAUGUUCAAAAGACAUUUGGACAGGUACAUGAAUAGGAAAGGUUCGAGGGAUUUGGGUCUAGUUUAGUUUGGGAAAC